This is a messenger RNA of Suillus bovinus, 4521 nucleotides long. RefSeq lists its product as uncharacterized. The coding region runs from base 241 to 4251 and encodes 1336 amino acids. The record is from RefSeq and is a predicted model, not a curated record. Gene Ontology annotation, molecular function: calcium-activated cation channel activity. Gene Ontology annotation, cellular component: plasma membrane. The transcript has 17 exons. NCBI's taxonomy places the organism in Eukaryota, Fungi, Basidiomycota, Agaricomycetes, Boletales, Suillaceae.
AUUGAAUCGUGUGUCACAACAACGUUGGAGCAUAAUGCCACGAUGCCCCGUGCUAGUACCGAUCGAAGCUGGCCUACAAUGGUGGCUUGGAGCCACACGGAUAGAGGUCUUUGACUCCGGAUUUGAAUAGACGUCAUUCAAGGAGCAGAAUUCUUUCCGUCUCCACUUUUGUCGUCUCACUUAUAAGUAACCAUCAUUCCUCCGGACCAGGCUGACAUAUUUUAUAAUACUUUUGCCAUCAUGGCUGACAUUCAGACGAGGCCAUUUUCAAAGGAUUAUAGUGGCCUCAUCAAUCAGACGGUCAUAGCAAUUGUAUUGGCCAUAGUGUCUGUGACGUCGCACGAGAUCAUGAAGAGAAAAAGACGCGGAUUUCGCACCCAGCUUGAGGGACUUGGAAGUGUCGAGUCUUGGGAGUUUGGCUACCUGUAUCAGGGUCGUUCGUGGGCACGGAAUCCUUCCCCUCCGACACCGAAAGGCUGGCCAUUAUCUUGGGUUAAGGACAGCAUCGCCCUUCCCCAAGCGAAGCUUAAUGAGCUUAGAGGAGUCGAUGCAACGUUGUAUGUGCGUUUCCUGCGCGGCAGCCUAUUCUUUGUCCUCCUCCACACGUUUACGACCACUCCUAUCCUCCUUCCGAUACAUGUUCACUUUUCUCCUGAUGGCGUUUCACCGCAGUCGAUGACAAGAGCAUCAAUUUCUUCACUUGUAGAAACUCAGCAAGGUCUCUCCCUACUCUGGAUUCACAUGUGCCUUCUCUUCUGGAUCACGCUUACAUGGAUGUGUAAUCUCUUCUACAUUUGCAAUGGAGCAUUCAAAUUACGAGCAGCGAAAAUAGAAAGUGCCAUACGCAGUGUGGAGCCCGAUACCAUGAUCAAGAGCGAGGCACAGUAUCAUCCCCAUCCUCACCCACAAUACCCAUUCCAGGAUAUUCCAUCCAUUGACACCGACCGCUCCAACCGUGGUUUGCGUCUGCGUACUGUGAUGGUGACCAACGUUCCGGUGCAGCUUCGCUCAGAAAAAGAGCUCAAGGAGUACUUUGAAUAUCACCUAUCGCGAUCUCUCGACAAGCCUUCCGUUGGCUUGUCAGCAUCGACUCAACCCGGUCUAUUAAACAAAUUGUUCACUUUUGGUUUCAAUCGAGCAAAGCGCAUCCCGCAGAACAUAGGUAUGUCUGCACGCGAAACUGCGAAUGCGAGUCAGGAAGGAAGCGAUGGAAAUCCACUUGGACAAGUUCCCAAUCUAAACCUGCGAAAUGUGCCACAUAUCGACCGAGUUGUUAUUGCACGACGAAUGACGGAACUGGCGUCAUUGCUGGAACGGCGCGAAGAGAUCAUCCGUCGUUUAGAGGGCGCGCAUAUUAGGUUGGCAAAGAAGGCACUCUUAGCGGUGCACAAUGCAAAACAUGGACACGGUUCACUGGCAAAGGAGGAUACCGCCAUGUCUAGGCGCGCUAGGACUUCAGAUGUAGAAAUCGGGUGUAGUCAAGCCCACGACAGACAACAGAAUAGUGAUACAGACUUACUCGUUCGGACGCUCUCGCCGUUUCUGGUCGAACACCAGUCGACCAGCAACUUUCCCUCAAGCCACAAACUUAGUUUGAAAAUGGAGGAUUCGGCGACGGAUAACAUCGAACCACACAAGACAAUAUGGGAUGCACUUUUCAGUUUACCGCGAUCCAUACUAGACCCAUACCAGCCAUUGAUCCACCUUUCUGUCUUUUUCCGUGGGAAAACCGUGCCGAGCAUUGAUUAUUACAAUGCCAAACUCAACCUUCUUACAUCGUUGAUAACGGAGAAUCGAGCGCGGGCUGCUACGGAAUACGACGCUGUGUCAACAGCGUUCGUAACCUUCAAAGAUCCGGCAGAUGCAAGGAAGGCAUGCAAAUACUUAGCAGUACAUCCUAAUAACCCACUUGCAUGCCUUGUGACGAUGGCCCCGCAGUAUGAAGACAUCGAUUGGACAAGGGUUAUGAGGUCAACUUACCGAGUGGACAUAUUCAAAGAUUGGGUAGUAAACAUUGGGGUCUGGGGAUUUACGAUAUUCUGGGUUUUUCCAGUGUCACUGUUUGUUGGUCUUGUUUCUAUUCAAAGCAUUUCGACCUUCUGGCCGAGUUUGUACAACUAUCUAUCCAGUCACCCUUGGGAGGAAGAGGUCAUUCAAUCAUUCCUUCCGACUGUCCUCAUCUCACUACUCGCGAUCCUCAUUCCGCCCAUUCUUCUCCUCACUUCGAAGAAAGCCCAUAUAAUCAUCACUCUUUCCGUAAUGCACGACACAAUUAUGACCCGUUACUAUAAAUUUCUAAUCGUCAAUGUCUUGGUGUUUUUCUGCGUGGGAACCGCUGCACUCCAGUCUUUCCUUACUUCGUUCAAGGCUGUAUCUGGGAGUGGGAUAAUAGAUACUGUCGCUGAUAGUUUUACGACAGCUGGACCUUUCUAUGUUGGAUGGCUAAUCUUCACCACCGCAAUUCAUGGAGGAUUAGAGCUUAUGUUGUUUGGUUUGCCUUUGUUCGUUUAUCCCUCCACCAAGCGACAUGUAACUCCGAGAAAACGAGCUGUUGGAAUUCGCCCACGAACAUUUAAUUUCUAUUACUGGCUACCAAACCAUCUUCUGGUCAUUCAUAUACUACUCCUCUUCGCUCUGCUUAACCCACUUGUCAUACCCUUCGGGUUGAUAUAUUUUUCAGUUGAGACUGCUGUUGUAAAAAAUCAGUUGCUACAUGUUUAUUCGAAGAACUACGAAGGCAAUGGUCAACUAUUGUUGAUCCGUAUCCUUCGUUAUUCAUUGGAUGGAUUGAUGCUGUCUCAAUUCGUAUUCCUGGCGUACAUGGCUGUAUUGCGGAAAACUGUCAAUGUAGCACUAUCAGGUUUCUUAUUCGUCUUCACCGCGAUAGUCAAGGUAAUUCUGACUCGAAUGUGCCGCGCCAAGUUUGAGCAAGAUGAUAUUGAGGAGGCGCAGGUGGUCUGUAGGAUGGGCAAAGGAGAAUCCGAGGACAGCACAGAAAGCCAGACUAUCCCGUCAAACUACCAUGGCGAUGCUAAGGACGUAGCAGCCGGCGUUGGGGACCACCCUUCAAGAUUCCAGACGUGGCGCUUACCGACCUGGGUGAAUUUCUCUUAUUCGACUGUUCCUCGAAGACCACGACCACAUGAGCGGCGUAAACUAAAUUCGUUUGGCCCUCGCCCCUGUUCGUUUUCGAGGCUACAUUCAGUUGAUGAGAGCGGGAAUCCACCACCAACCUCGACUCAAGGAGAAGCAUCUGCUGCCGUUGUGGAUCAGGUCGUCGAAUCCCCACCUUCUGAACGGCAACGUCAGCCUCCAGCACGCAUCUUGACUUCUCUCGUACAGCGACAUCCACCUCUUGCAGCGUGGGAUGACGAACCCCAUCACGACAUCCCUUAUGAUAACCCUUACUACACACGACCUAUCAAUAAUGCCUUAUGGCUCCCAAGAGAUCCGCUAGGUCUUCUGGACCUCGAUGACACUGUUGAUGUUUACCAAGUUUUAACAAGUGAGCCUGACACUGGUGAUAUGGGUCACUUGUUUGGUCCCGGCUCUUCGGUAUCCCCCGCACUUCAGCCCCCUAGCUCAGUGCCUGGCGAUCAGCAAUCAUCUUUCCUUGCAACUAGGCAAUACAGUGGUACUGAACAUAUUGAUCUUCCUGAAGGCAUCAAGUCUCGCAUUGUCACCAUUGAUCAAGAGGUUGAUGUAGAGUCUACAAGACCACGCCGUCCAUCCUUGUUCUCUCGACAUCGCUCGGGUAGUAAUGUUAGCAUGAAAAGUGGCGAUCGCGCAUCCAGAGGUCUUUCAGGUCGAUCACAGACCAUGGAUGGCAGUCACGCCGAAUCCCGUCGCAAAUCACCCUCUGACUACGCACCAAGAUCCAUUCGUGAAAGGGCAUCUUCAUACCUUCCGCCAUCUAACCUUCACUUCCAAUCUCAGUUUCGUGCUCUUGACCCUGGGUCUCGGCCAGAUCUGCACGCCCAGGCUGAAUUUGCGCGUUCUACGACAUCGAUUGUGAGGCACGGUGGCUCGCAGGUGUCGCUGGCGCAUCCUAUCAAUGGGACUCCUCAAGAAGUCGCCACGACACCUGGAGAGGCUGUUGUGACAACCCGGGAAGCUGUCGUGACUGAAGCAAUCGCGGAAGAACAUUUAGCGACGGAGGAACGGUUGAGAAAGGAGCAUGCGGCUGCUGAGUUGAAUCAUAGGUCGACGAAACGGUCUUGGUUUACAUCUUGGCUUUAUGCUAAGUCUUAGCGACGAACUGAGUAGGGCUGUCGAAACACCUUUUGUGGAAUCGACGUAUUGUGAUUCUGUGAUUACCGGUUCGGAAGUGCACCUCUAUAACAGGAAAUCCGAUGCCCUAGGUCAGGGGUCGUUCUAGAAAGUGAUCAAAGGCUCUCGAUUCUUACUGAACCCUGUAGGUACUAUGUAGUAAAUCCGCACUUGGGAGCUCUCACGCAACUCAGGUAAAGGCAAAUAAAUUGUCACAGGCCGAGAAAUAUGGACGACAUGCGAUGAUACAAU